Fusarium sp. VM40 is the source of this 942-nucleotide messenger RNA. NCBI's taxonomy places the organism in Eukaryota, Fungi, Ascomycota, Sordariomycetes, Hypocreales, Nectriaceae. The record is from the annotation of a GenBank genome assembly.
AUGCUCACUUCCGUGGGCAGGGCCUCCGCCCGUCGCGUCCAAACAUCCCGCUUUACUACUUCGACGCCCGCUACCACCCAAUUGUUUUGUCGCAAGUCGGCCAUAACACCCGCGCUUCCUAUUCGAAGCUUCACGGCCUCAGCAUGGUCGCCUUCUCCUGCGGCAAGCGAUAAGAAGCCCGCCAAGAAGACCACCAGCACCACCAGCACCACCAAGAUGGCCGCUGCCACCGCAAUCAAGCCUAAGUCGAAACCCAAGUCCAGUGCUACUGAGACCAAGACCAAGCCCAAGUCCAAGGCUGCUGUUGAGAAAAAGCCCAAGAAGCCCAAGAAGGAGGUCGACCCUGAGAAGCUCAAAAAACUCGAAAUCAGGGACAUCAAGAAGUGGACACUCAAAGAGAAGUUGACCACGCUCCCAGCUUCCUCAUGGCUCCUGUACACAUUCGAGCACAGAGCAAGCCACCUGGGCGCUGGUGGACUCACUCAGCAAGCCACCGCCAUGGCUGAGAAAUUCCGCCAACUCGACGAAUCUGAGGUCCAGGAACUCACCCGUAGAGCCGCUAUCAAUCGCGAAAAGAACGUUGAGAACUACAAGGCUUGGGUAGAGACCUACGAGCCGGCGCGCAUCUUCUUGGCGAACAAGGCCCGCCGUCGUCUGGCUUUUUUGACUGGCAAGCCGCAAAAGCUGCUCACUGAUGACCGCCUGCCCGUCCGCCCUGCAGGCUCGUACGCAAUUUUCAUGCGUGAGAACUACGCAGCUUUCAGCAACCCUGAUGCUCAGGAAAAAUUCAAGGAUCUUGCUCAAGCGUGGAAGGACAUGAGCCCGGCCGAGAAGGACCAGUACGAGGAGCGUGCCGCCGAGCAGUCCAUCCAGUACAAAGCCGAGACUGAGAAGCUUGAGGCGCGAGCAAAGGCUAUCCAGAAUGGUGCUGUUGGUGUCUAA